Toxorhynchites rutilus septentrionalis is the source of this 772-nucleotide messenger RNA. RefSeq names its product putative nuclease HARBI1. The transcript has 3 exons. Bases 133 to 750 code for a protein of 205 amino acids. Lineage: Eukaryota; Metazoa; Arthropoda; Insecta; Diptera; Culicidae. The record is from RefSeq and is a predicted model, not a curated record.
AACUCAAUGUCGUCGAAUGGCAAAAUAAGCAAAAUAAACCUAAAAGACAGUUGUGCCGGGUGCUGAAAUUUAAAUUUAUUUGAAUUGUUCUUCGGUGUGAAUAGAAAAUAAGUGAGAAAAUAAAUUAGCCAAAUGGAUUCCGCCUUAUUGUCGGUAUUGGCAGUGUAUGAAGAAAUCGGAAUACUUCGUUAUAAUCGACGGAAUCUGCGCACAUCCGGUAAUUUAAUGGAGCUUUCAGACGAUGCAUUCAUUAAAAGCUUUCGUUUGAAUAAAGAGGCAUUCCGAUACGUUUUGGGGGAAAUUGAACACGAUUUUUCCAACACAAAGAAAAGUGGCAUUCAUGUUAAGGAAAAGCUGGCGGCGUGUUUGAGAUUUUUCGCUGAGGGAAACUACCAGCUUGGAGCGGGAAAAGAUUUCCAUAUUGCGAUGGCACAGUCCACUUUUUCUAAGGUGUUAUCUGAAAUGCUGAACAUACUGGAGCGAAGAUUAUGUUCUAAGUGGAUAUCAUUGGAAAUGUCGGAAAAUGAACAGCGACGUGCCAAGCUUUAUUUCUAUGAGAAAUCUGGAAUUCCAGGAAUAAUCAUGUGUGUUGAUGGAACACAUAUAAAAAUAAUCCCCCCUAAUCAGAAUCGAAAUUUAUUUUAUAAUCGAAAGGGGUUCUACAGUCUGAACGUUCUCAUUGUUUGUGACGAUCAGCAGAGGAUCUGUUUCGUUGAUCCUAGCUUUCACGGAUCUAAUCACGAUAAAUAAAUUUUUAUUCUCCAAUACUAGC